UUUCCGCCGGCUGGUCCAUCGGCCCGUGUCCGGCCCGCGCUGCCGCGGCCUGGGAGCUGAGCCGAGCGGGCGGGGUGGCCGGACCCAGCUGUGUGCGACCGCCGGAGGCGCUGGGACGGGUCUGUGGAGAAACAGGGCGCUGACGGGUGGACCUCCGGCUGCUCUUCCAGGGAGAGGAGCUGCCCCCAGAAGGAAGCGGGGUCGGGGUCAGCUUCAGGCUGGGGAUUAGGAUCUGAUCGUGCUGACCCCGCAGGCCGACAGGCGAGUUGCCCCCCCAGAGCAGCAUGGAUGCCCCCAGAAGAGACAUGGAGUUGCUCAGCAACAGCCUGGCGGCCUACGCGCACAUCCGCGCUAACCCUGAGAGCUUUGGUCUCUACUUCGUGCUGGGUGUCUGCUUUGGCCUGCUGCUAACCCUGUGCCUGGUAGUCAUCAGCAUCUCCUGCGCGCCCCGCCCGCGGCCCCGGGUCCCUGCGCUGCGCCGGGACCGCCAUAGCACCCUAGAGGCGGAGGACGAAGACGAGGACGAGGAGGACACGGUGACGCGACUGGGCCAAGACGACACGCUUCCUGGUCCAGAGCUGUCCGCGGAACCCGAUGGGCCCCUGAGCGUUAACGUCUUCACCUCAGCGGAGGAGCUGGAGCGGGCGCAGCGCCUGGAGGAACGCGAACGGAUUUUGCGGGAGAUCUGGCGCACCGGGCAGCCGGACCUGCUGGGCACCGGCACGCUGGGACCCAGCCCCACGGCCACGGGCACCCUGGGCCGCAUGCACUAUUACUAAGUGGGCCUCGUUCCCACUGCAAGGCUCUCUAGGUACUGGACGUGCACCUGAGCUCAUAGCUACUGCGGUGCUAAGUGGGCCCUGCCCCCACAGCUCCCACGGUGCUACCGGGCGUGCAUCCCCACUCUCCGGGAGGCGCCCUUCCCCAGUCCUGCCCCAAGGCCCUGGGGGGAGGGCAGGACACAGGUCCCUACCCCUGCUUCAGGGCACGGUUAAGAGGUGAAGUGACCAAUGAAAGCUGCAUUCUUAGUGA
Molecule: messenger RNA, 1032 nt
Organism: Phyllostomus hastatus (greater spear-nosed bat)
Lineage: Eukaryota; Metazoa; Chordata; Mammalia; Chiroptera; Phyllostomidae
Gene: EVA1B
Product: eva-1 homolog B
Exons: 3
Coding region: 285-779 (164 amino acids)
Source: RefSeq, a predicted model, not a curated record